This is a messenger RNA of Oryza sativa Japonica Group (Japanese rice), 975 nucleotides long. RefSeq lists its product as uncharacterized. The record is from RefSeq and is a predicted model, not a curated record. NCBI's taxonomy places the organism in Eukaryota, Viridiplantae, Streptophyta, Magnoliopsida, Poales, Poaceae.
CAACUCGGCGGCGGGCGGCGGCGCGACUCCUCCUCUUCUUCUUCUUCUUCCUCCUCCCCAACUUCUUUCCCAAGAAAGAAGCAGAGGUAACCACCACCAGAUCACGGCAAUGGCGUCUCCGGCGUCUGAUCCCGCCAUCGCAGCGCCCCACCUAGAGGCGGAAGAACCCGCCGUCGUAACGGUGGCGGCGGCGGCGGCGGAGGAGGCUGUGGUGGUGGCGGCGGAUGUGGAGAAGGAGGGGGAAGGGGAAGAUGAGGAGGAGGAGGAGGAGGAAGGGGAGUGUGGGUUCUGCUUGUUCAUGAAGGGAGGGGGAUGCAAGGAGGCGUUCGUGGCGUGGGAGGAGUGCGUGGAGGCGGCGGGGAAGGAGGAGGGCUCCGACAUGGUGGAGCGCUGCUUCGAGGUCACCGCCAACCUCAAGAGGUGCAUGGACGCGCACGCGGACUACUACGCCCCCGUGCUCCGCGCCGAGCAGGCCGUCAACGACCACGCCGACGCCGCCAUCGCCGCCGACAAGGCAAAGGAAGGCGGGGAGAAGAAGCUAGAUGCGGUGGCCCAGGAGGCCGCGUCCGCCGCCGACGAGAAGAAACAACAGGUUGAGGAGAAGUCGUCGUCGUCUUCUUCCUCGCCGACCACCACCAUUGACGAGAGAAAGGAGAAAGAAGUGGUGACUGAAAAGGCUGAUUCCUGAGUAACUUAACAGUUUUUUUCAAAUUUGGUUAGCAAUUGAGUUUAUGAUCUUACUGUGAUUGAUAUGAGCAGAGCUACUAUAUCAUAGAUUCGUCAAGCUAAUUUUUGGGUCCCUUUGUGGGGGAAAUAAAGCCGAUUACGGAAUAAUUGUUGGACAUGAUAAGCAAUUUACUGAGGAAAUUUUGAUGCUAGUAUUAUGUUGUUUUGGCACACCCAUGAGGAGGUUGCCUGUACUGGAUUGUUGUCUCUUGUUGCAUUGAUUUUAUACUGCUGGGUAGUUACUAAUUA